CAACACUCACAAUCCUCUGCAAUCCUCUCUUUUCUGUACUCCAAUUUGAGAUGGCUGAUGAUUCUCAUCCACAUAAUAAUAGAUUGGAAGAUGUUGCUUUUUGCCCCGUGAUGCUUGUAGUGAGUCUGACCCUGAUAAACAAGAUGGAGUUGGUUCUUCUUGUGUUUGUCAAUAUUCUGAGGCUAAUAUGAUAAAAGCUCUUACUAAAUUCAUUGUUCAAAGUGAACUUUCUUUGAGUUUUGGUAAAAGCUAUGGCUUUGUCAGAUUUGUUCAGACUUGUUCUGUCUUUCCAUCUUACAAAGGAGUUCCUAAAAAGAUCAUUAAAAAAGAGGUUUCGAAACUUUAUCGCGAGUAUAAACAAGCUUUGAUUUCGACUCUUUCGCAACUCCGAUGCAGAGUUUCAAUCAGUUGUCACUACUGGACAACAGAAUUUGGUCUGGGUUUUGUGUGUGUGACUGCUUAUUUUGUUGAUGAUGAUUGGGUGGCUCAAAAGAGAAUUCUUAGUUUUGUGGAAUGUAUGCCGCGUUAUUCAACUUCAUUGGACAUUUUUCUGCUUAUUUCUAAAACUCUUCGGGAUUAUGGACUUCAGAGUAAAGUUCUUUCGAUUAGUUUUGAUGAUGCAUGUUAUGAUGCUGCUGCCAUUGAUAUGUUAAAAUCAGAAUUUCAACCUGUUUUAGAUGGGAAGUUUUUUGGUGUAAGAUGUCCCUGCCAUUAUUUCAAUUUAUUCAUUGACGGUUGUUUGAAAACUUUGCUGCCUAUUGUCGAGAAAAUCGGUGACGGUGUUUCGCAUAUUCAAUUUCAUGGCAAUGCACCUGGUUUCUCAAAGUUGUGUGUUGAAAAAGGUAAAGUUUAUAAAAAAAGGUUUGCACCUGCCAUUACUGAUAAUUGGAGUUCAGUAUAUUCUAUGCUUCAAAGUGUUGCUGGUUUUGAAGAUGUUAUUUCAAUCUAUUGUAACCAAUCUUCUUCUGAGAUUUCGGUAACCGAAACUGAUUGGGAAGCAGGGAAACUAGUCAGAGAUUUUUUGGAAACAUUACAUACCGCGACAUGUUGUUCAGAUACAAGUGAAAACUCAUUGCUCUUUCAUCUGUUAAACAUGCGAUGUUUUUUCAACAAAUACAGAAAUGGUCCAGGUUUUGCAGACAUUAUUGCUCCAAUGGAGAGCAAAUUCAAAGAUUAUUUGCAGCACAUUGAUGCAUUAUACUGGAUACAUCUUGUUAUCGAUCCAAAUAUCCGAUUAUGUGGUGUAGAGUAUUUGUUUAAUGAAAUCAUGCCGGUAAAUGAUGGUACAUCAUUGUUGGAAGAAGUUAAGAACUUGGUUUACUCUAUGUUUUCGAUAUACAUAAAAGGAGAGGAUUGUCGUGUUAGAGCUCUCCUGGCCGAAAAAGCCAAUAGCAGCAAGCAGGGUGGUACUGCAAAAAUAUUAGCUAUGUUGAGGAAGAAACGACCCCAAGAUUAUGAUCAGAGUUUGGUCCCGACAGAAUUGGAUCUGUUUCUCAGAACUGAUUUUGCGUGCCCGCCAAAUGAUGAAGAUGUUUUGUCAUGGUGGAAGUCCACAAGAGUGGGAUUAGUAGUUGUUGCUGCCAUGGCGCGGGAUCUACUCGCCGCAUCAAAGUCAAUGCUGACAUCGAAGGUUUGUUUCGGUGCUAAGAACAAGGUGCUGAAUGAGACAAGAAGCCGAACGAAUGACAGGUAUGUCAAGAUGUGUGUGUGUUUGAAAGAUUGGCUGGAUGCAGAAUUAGGGGUACAAGAGCAAGGGGAAGAAGAUGAUUUCGACUUGGAGUUUGAUGAAGAAGAAUUGAAAGAUUUGUUGAGCUAGAAAUGUGUGCUUGUUUUGUUUUCCUGACAGUUUGAUAACCUGGUUAAAAUGUUGAUGUUGCCUUUUGUUUUAAGUUUAGUAACUUCAGUAUGAAGAAAUAUGUUUAUUUAUUCAUGCUAUGGUAUAAGGUUUAUGCAUAGAUUGGAAAAGAAUUAAGGAGUCAAACUGUUUUUGGAUUUUUGGUUUAAUUGAAAAUUGUUAUGCAU
Dioscorea cayenensis subsp. rotundata (Guinea yam) is the source of this 2022-nucleotide messenger RNA. Its product is annotated as zinc finger BED domain-containing protein RICESLEEPER 1-like. The coding region runs from base 188 to 1816 and encodes 542 amino acids. The record is from RefSeq and is a predicted model, not a curated record. Lineage: Eukaryota; Viridiplantae; Streptophyta; Magnoliopsida; Dioscoreales; Dioscoreaceae. Gene Ontology annotation, molecular function: DNA binding; protein dimerization activity. The transcript is spliced from 2 exons.